AGCAGGUCCCUGAGGAAAUGGGUUCUGGGGAUGGCAGCGUGAGGUAAUUAGAAGACUUUGACUAGAGAUGAAAUACCACAAAUCUAGGAAUUGUCCAUAAAACUCAGAUAGUUGGAGCUACUUUGAGGCGGAGCUGUCAUCCACGUGAUUUCCUAAGGUCUCUACCAUUCCUGGUUCCGAGUAUUUUCUAUGCAGAGAGUGUGGUGAUUACUUGGAUGGAGAAGGGCUAAGGGUCAGCUCACUAACCCCUCCUUCCCACUGCUCACGGGCAGGAUGGUGAGGGCAGAAUGUCCAGUGGAGCAGGAGCCUAGGGAGGAGGGGAAGAAGAAGAGGAGGGGACAGAGAGAAGAGAGACAGGAGGGAUCCAUUUCUUCCCACCUCCCAGGCUCCCAGCCAGCGCCAACACUUCUCUGCCUGUGCACCACGUGUCUGGGGUGCAGCAGUUCCUUUGCAGGGAGGAGGCACAGGGCUCCCAGCACAGGAACCAGCAUGGCGGGGCAACGGGUGCUGCUUCUCAUCUGCUCCCUUCUGCCUGGGCUCCCGCUCUCAGAAGCUGCCAAAAUCCUGACUCUGUCCUUGCUGGUUAAAGGCAAUGGUGGAAAAGAGCUUCCUCCUUUCUUGAAAGUACACUGUUCUGCCUCAGACUCCAAGAGGAAGCUGGUGUGGUUGUGAUGUGCUGGAAGUGCCGCCUCUGCUCCAGAAUGCCCUCUGGCUCACGAAGACACACAUGAACGGCUGCAUCUGUGGAUGUGCCUUCUCCCCUGCACCUGUUUCCUCCAUGAGAUGGCGGGGACGGCACGCCACGACCGAGAGAUGGCGAUCCAGGCCAAGAAAAAGCUCACCACGGCCACCGACCCCAUUGAAAGACUCCGACUGCAGUGCCUGGCCAGGGGCUCCGCAGGCAUCAAAGGACUUGGCAGAGUGUUUCGAAUUAUGGAUGACAAUAACAACCGAACCCUUGAUUUUAAAGAAUUUGUGAAAGGGUUGAACGAUUAUGCUGUGGUCAUGGAAAAGGAAGAGGCAGAAGAGCUUUUCCGGAGGUUUGAUAAGGAUGGAAAUGGAACAAUAGACUUCAACGAAUUUCUUCUCACAUUAAGACCUCCAAUGUCCAGAGCCAGAAAAGAGGUAAUUAUGCAAGCUUUUAGGAAGUUAGACAAAACUGGAGAUGGCGUCAUAACAAUUGAAGACCUUCGUGAGGUGUACAAUGCAAAACACCAUCCAAAGUACCAAAAUGGAGAAUGGACGGAGGAACAAGUAUUCAGGAAAUUUCUGGAUAAUUUUGAUUCUCCCUAUGACAAAGAUGGAUUGGUGACCCCAGAGGAGUUUAUGAACUACUACGCAGGAGUGAGCGCGUCCAUUGACACUGAUGUAUAUUUCAUCGUCAUGAUGAGAACCGCCUGGAAGCUCUAAAUGUAUGACCUGGUGACCAGGGCCUUGGAGAUAGCCAUGUGGCUCCAAAUGAUUAAAUAUCAGCUCAAAACCAGGAUUGCAUCUGAGUUCAUGUUCAUCCCAGUGUUUCUUCCAUGUCAACACGCACUGCAUUUUCUAGGCCAGAAAUAGAGACACUGAACAGUUAAUUGUAACUGAACUCUGCUGAGGCUGUUCCUUAGCUAUAAAAUAGGCAUUAAUUAAAAUAGGAUCUAUAAAGCUCCUAAAGCCGGGCUGAUAUAUGCAGAUGUCUAAUAAACAUUAGAUGUCUUCCUUGGCCAUUAAUAAAAUUUGAGUAUUUUAAUUAGAAUCCCCACCCAUGCGCUCAUUCUUUCUCCACCUCCCUUUAGAUGGUCCAUUUCUAGUUGGGAAAAUUUAUCUGUUUUUAUCACUGACUGUAAAUCUUUAAGUGCUUCAGCCCCAAUUUGGGGACCAGAAGGAGACCACCUGCUAGCCUCAAUUUCCCUAACUGUAGCUUGAGUUUCUCUGACUGUGUUUUGGGGAAGUCUUCGUUUGACAAAUUUGCUUAAAAUGAAAAUUUGGGGGCCAUUUUAAAGGCUGGUGUGAGACUGGAGCCAUCUCCUUGAGCGGCAAAGCCAGGACCAUUCCUGUGAUUAAAGUUUGAGGCUGAGGUGUGCUCUCAGAUUUUAUGUGGGACCUCUUGCCCUGUGAGUGGGCAGAGCAUCUCAGUAAACCUUUGCCUGGUGGACUGUUCAUCUCUCCUCUCCCUGCCAUUGGCCAAUCAUGUUGAGGUUCCCACCAGCACAAGGAAGUCGGGGGUGAAGUAGACCAGGAUCACAGGUGCACUCCAAAGCAGAUUUUCCAUCUUUUUCUUUUUUUAGCAAGAUCGGCCCUGAGCUAACAUCUGUUGCCAGUCUUCCUCUUUUGUUUAUUCCUCCUCAAAGCCCCAGAACACAGUUGUAUAUCCUGGCUGCAAGUCAUUCUAUUUCCUCCAUAUGGGAUGCUGCCACAGCAAAGCCUUAUGAGCAGUGCAUAGGGUCCAUACCCAGGAUCAGAAGUGGUGAACCCUAGGCCACUGAAGCAGAGUGUGCAAACUUAACCACUGGGCCACGGGGCCGGCCCCAGAUUUUCCAUCGUGACAUUUCACGGCUCAAAGCGUUCUCCUCUCAUCUCCAAGCUUUAGUUUCAUGUUGUUGAUAUGUGACUCUCCCCUGUUGAUAUGUGACUCUAAGCAAAGGCAGCCCCAGCUGCUGGAAAAUAGAUGUUGAAACUACCACUCUCCCCUGGUGUUUUCUGUGUCUGGGCUAGAGAUAAAAACACAGUGACUUGCCCUCUGACUAUGGUGCUGGAGGUAGUGACCACUCUGCUUUGUUGCUCAGGGACAGUCAUUUUUGCCACCUCUGUCCCUGGCUGCACUCACCCCCUGGUUUGGGGACAUAGAUUGGAGUAAUAGUCCCUUUUAAGAUCUUAUAUGUUUAAGUGGCUCUGGAUUUGGGCUUGAACACACUUGACGUAUGUUCUACUCAUUCACUUGUUUGCUUUUUAUUUCACAGACUUGGAAGGUGAGAUCAGGAUAUACAUUGAUUUAAAAACUGUGAAAACAGGUGUUUCCAGAUGAGAAUUAUGGCAAUCAUUAAAGAGGACACCUUCCUUUGUUUGUUGUUGAGGAGCUAAUCUCUCACUCUGGUGACAGGCUGGGAAAGGGACCUUUUUCUUGAGGAUGGGAGCAUCCCCAUAUCAUGGGCCACCAACCUUUUUUGGAAAUUAACUAUGCAAAUCUAGUUUUCCAUUGGAUUUAUUAUCUAGGCUUAUAUAGAAGUUGGCAGGCCAAAAGAUGCCAAGUGAUAUGAAGAAAUAUGUAGAAAUGACAUAGAAAGCCAGGAGAAAUUAUAAAGCAAUGUAUAGAAAAAAUAUCCAUGUUUUCUGCAGCUUGCACCUGGUAGAUUGUGGCUAAGGAGAGGUCCCAGUUUCUUGGGCAUGGUGGGUUUCAAGCCUACUGCUCUGGAUAGAUUGUGUCUUUGAUUCUGGGACAACUCAUGCCUCUGCUUAACUGGGGCCAUGGAGUUAGCAUGUGAUUCUGAACAAGGACUGGGUUGCAGCUAUCAGCUUCAUCUUCCCCAGUUGUACGUUGCUUCCUGUCUAAUUGGGGCGCAGCUAUCAGAUUUCAGAUAACCUGUGCCUCACAGUGUAUUUGGUCACAUUUAGUUACCUCCGUUCUAGAAGGUUAAGUUCUGGGCCACAAGUGAGGAUUCCACCACAGCCCCCUCGCCCUCCAUAAACAAGAUCUCCUGAGAACCUGAUGGUCAAGAGUCACGCCUCUCCUAUUCUGAAUCUUAUCUGGGAUUUCUGGUCUACCCUGGAUUCCCUCAUUAUCACCUUUACUCCUUCUAGUACCAGUGGAAGGAACAGUGAAUGGUCAUUUAUUAAAACCCAUUUGCUAAUACUGUUCUGGAUAUAUUUUCUGUUUAUUUAACUUUCACAAUUUAAACGUUACUCCAUUUGAGCUUAAAAAGUAAGCACUUGGGUCAGGAGAUAAAACACAAUAAGAAGUUUCUAAAAUAACCCUUGGGAGUCCUUUACUUCUGGGGCCAGGAACCUACAUAGGAAGUAAAUAAAUAAAUAAGCCAAUGAAAAGAGGAUAAAACUAACAGCUUUUUUAUGAAACAGGAGCAACAUGUGUAGAAAUUCUGAGAAUCAGGAUUAAUCAGAACAAGCCACCAAUACCUGCACUACAUCUGGGUUCUAACUCCCCUAAACGCAAACCUAGGCAAGAGCAGAGGAGACCCUGCCACGGCGGCUGUCAGGAGCUGGAUCGCAUCCUGCUUGAAUUCCAUUCAGAGUGCAAAUGAGAAAUCCAAGAUGCACGAGAGUUGCGUUGUAGACUGAGGCAGAAUUCCUCCAGCCGGUCUUCAGGGCUGAUUUUCGCAGACAUUCAGACUUUAACAGGAUUUCUUCCCAGACCCAAAUGGCACUCUGGAGGACAUGUAUGGCUCUUUGUGGUUUGGUGGCAGGCGUGGAGUCACAUUUUACAUCCUAACAGCAGCUUCUAAGGCAGAGCUGGGCCCCCUCCAAGUAGGCUGCAGGUUGGCUUUGCACUCAUCAUGGUUUUAGUUUGAAAAUACAUCCCUUCAUUAAAUAUUUAUUGAGCUGCUGCUAUGUGCCAUGUUCUAUUCUAGGUUGUGGGGGGAGAGCAAUGAGCUAGAAUAAAUGCAAACAAAACCACUAGCUUUCAAACCAAACUAACAGGCCUCAGUGGAAGAGAUCAGAAAGGAGGGAGAACGUGGGCACUGACCUCCCCUCUGAGUUCCUGCAGCUUCUGAAGCCAGGACGGUUGCAGCCUUUCCUACUGCAGUGUAUUGGGAAACUGUGUAGUAAAUUUGAUGCAUGUAGACAAUCUAUCAAGACAACUGAAGGAAAAUCUCCUUCUAUUCUUGGAGGCAGAUCAUUGUUUUGGGCCUUCACUUCUCUUGGCCAUUGUGGAUUGCCUCAGUGAGCCACAAGUAGGUAACGAUUCCACCGUCAUCAAGUAAUCUUGAUGCAAUCUGUUCUGCUGAUGUUUAGUCAAGUGGAGAUUAAAUUAACCAAAUGAAUUCUUGGGUGGUGUGUGGGUGCCCUUCUACUCCUCCGUCAUGAAAUCCUACUGCCAUUCUCUGCUUAGUGUACCUUUUUGGAUUUGUGCAUAUCUCUUUGGGGAACAGAAUGAAAAACCUCACAACUUCCAAUGGUCCAGAUUAGUCAACCAACCCGCUUUCUUGGAAAUUAUAGGCUGUUGUUUUAAACUAAGAGCUUGUUGAAUAAAUCAGCAUUUUAAAUUUUAAAAAUGCUUAUGAUUCAAGGAAAAACACAGGUGCCAAGGGUCUGAUAGAUUGCCAUAUAAUGUUAUUUUCGUGUAACUGAUCUUUUUGAAAGCCAAUGUUUCUAAGCAUGGUUUUACUCCUCCAAGUUGCUCAUAUGAAAACUACAUAACCUUAAUAGAGACAGCUAGGACUUUUAUUGUAAUUUUAAAAACCCCACUAAGUUAAUCCCCUGAAAUUAAGUGUUUUGAAACAGAUGACGGGUGAAAUCUGUUGAAAGAAACAUAAACAAAUGAUUGAUGGGGGUUCUGAGAACACGCUGUGUGAGAAGAGUUCUUUCUGCUACCUCAGUUGGUGCGGUGAGAGGCUGUGGUGAGGCAGCUCUUCCUCUCUGAGAAUAGCACGACCUUCUUGUUUCAUUCUCACACCUGCUUUGCCAAAGCCAGUAUUUUCCCUCAGCCAGAUAGAGGGGAAGGUGCUCUUCAGGAGAGACACCUACUGAAAAUAUGAGCAACCAACCCGUAGCUGAGGUUUUGAGGAUGGGCCUUGCAAUUACCAGAAAGGUAUAUUAUGUCAGGGAAAGAAAAUCUCAAAACCUAAUGGCCUAUUUCCUUGUGUUCUAGAAUCUUCUCCUUAUGCUUCAUAAGCAGAAUUUAUCUAUUUAUUAUUUCUCUGCAGUAUUAUAGAAAUCCUAACAGCUGUUGAACACUGUUGAUACAAUUUCUGUUUCACCAAAGUUCUUGUAAACACUGUGGGUUUCUGGUUCCCAGUGCUGCUUCCAACACUGGAACUGUGUCAAACAGCCCAAAUGGGCAAAAGGUCAUGCCCAGCUUUACGGAACACUGCCCAUAUAACUAUCAUUCUUCUCCAAUUUCAUUCUGCUCUAGACCUUGUAAUAAAUUUACGAGGGACCCUGUGACUCAGAGCUCAAGUGCCUGAAGUUUGAAGCAAGAUCUGAGUAUGUAGUUUGUAAUCCUGCCAGCAAAGACCUGAGUAACUUUUUCUUGACUGACCUUAGUUCUCGGCACUCAGGGACUGGUAUUUAUUUUGGGAACAUCUUGAUCUUAAACUUGAAAGGUCUGAGUUGCUGGUCUCCUGGAAACGUUCAGGGCACAUGCGGAACUGAUGGCAAUCAGUGCUCCCAGAGAGCCUUAGAACAGGAUGGGGACCUGCAAUUGAGAGAAAAUGGCAGAUGGCAGAGUGACUUCCUCCCUCCAGGGUUAUAGUGAGCCCCUGAGGGCUUCCACUCUGAGGGGAUAAAGUGCUACCCAGAUGCAGGCUACUAUCAAAUGUCAGCCACUACCUUAGGAAACCCAGAUCAUUCCUUCAGUCUUCAAGGAAACUAGGAAAUAAAAUACUCUUCCACACAUUUCAUACUUCUUCAUACUAAAAUCUCAUUUAGCAAUAUCAUUCAACUUCCGGUUACUUAAGAUUAUCUUUUAAGCUGCAAAGUGAGUAUACUAAGUUCCCAUUAACUCAGGCUCCACUAAUUGGGCUCAUUUAGAUAGAGUGUGAGUGAAAAUUUACUUUUGUUUCAUCUACACUAAACAAAAGUGUUGCUAAGCAAGGCAGUGAUGUUAAGAAGAUGAUAAGGGCUGUGUCUGCCUAUAUUCAUAUAUGUUUCUAGAUACUUGGCGAUAUCUAUUGGCAUAUAAAUGUAAUCAGUAUGCUAGUCAUAAAAAGUUCCCAGGUAUUUUUUAAAACAGUCUCAGGCCAGUUGUUAGUUGACAAUCCUUUAUUUGCAUAACUGUAACGCAAGCUAUCUUCUAGAUAGUGAAGUGUUCCUACGUGUAAAUCUUAUCUUGAUAGCAUUUUUUAAUAGAAAUUGAAGAUCAAAAACAAUGCUUUAUAAAGCAGAAUUUCCAUGAUAUUUAUGAUAUAAGUUUAAAAAUGUUUUGUUUAGAGGCCAGCCCAGUGGUGCAGAGGUUAAGUUCAUACGUUCCGCUUCA
Messenger RNA from Equus quagga, 7132 nucleotides. It is a transcript of the gene CAPSL, whose product is annotated as calcyphosine like. Bases 748 to 1410 code for a protein of 220 amino acids. The transcript has 6 exons. The record is from RefSeq and is a predicted model, not a curated record. Lineage: Eukaryota; Metazoa; Chordata; Mammalia; Perissodactyla; Equidae. Gene Ontology annotation, molecular function: calcium ion binding.